Messenger RNA from Annulohypoxylon truncatum, 3943 nucleotides. RefSeq lists its product as uncharacterized. The coding region runs from base 414 to 3629 and encodes 1071 amino acids. The transcript has 4 exons. Lineage: Eukaryota; Fungi; Ascomycota; Sordariomycetes; Xylariales; Hypoxylaceae. The record is from RefSeq and is a predicted model, not a curated record.
AUAUACCGAAAAGCACGGGCGGCGUGCAAGUGGUUAAUAGAAUUUACGAAGGUUGAAGAUCUAUUCUCAGGGGCUAAUCCAAGAUCACAGUUUCCAUAGAAUUAAUAGUGUAAGACUAAGGUACUACGCAGAAUAUCAGAUUACAUAACAAUACUAAGCCUCAUCAUGGGCGGCAUGGGUAUUCAUGGCAUUGAAGCAAAUUGGUAAGGCAGCUUCGUGGUUUUGAGAGACGUGGAGGAUUGGGGGCGGCUUGAACGUCGAUGUGAUUGGAUAAGUAGGCUGUGAAUGCACAGCCAUAUCAUUUAGAUCUCACCUGGGGUUUUUGGGUUUUUCCCUUCUUCUUAUUUCGUCGCUUUUCCAGUGUGCCUAGUUUUCACUUGGUCAUCAACAUCUAAUAUGAACCAUCCUGAAUCAUGGAUCCUGUCACGGCGUUUGCUACGGCAGGCACCGUGGCUACUUUCGUUCAGAUGGGUUAUCAUAUCGUUGUAAACACAUAUACAAUUUACAACACUGCGUCAGGAAUGGCCAGAGAAGAUGAGCAACUUGGAUUCUAUAUCGAGAAGUUAGGAAAGCUUUCUCAAUCGAUGAUUUCAGCAAGCUCCGCCCCUGAUCUUAACGAUGCAGAGCAAGGGAUGGAGAGCGUUGCGUCGAAAUGUAUCAGUCUUUCAAAUCGACUGGUUGAGAUUCUCAACCGGUCGACGACCAAAGAUCCACAUUCGCUUCGCCAAAGUGCCGUCGCAGCCGUCCAAAGCGUUCUGAACAAGAGCAAAAAGGAAGAGCUAAAGAAGGAGUUGGAUGAAUGUCAAAGGCUGUUCCACUUGCAAUUAUCUCACAUGAUAAGCUCAAACACGAUCCAGAGUCUAAAGGAGCUCGAUGAACUAUCCAAGUCCAGCCAAUAUAUUGGGAGCGAAGUAGCAGCUCUUCGCCAACAUAUUCUUGAAUUAGAGAACGGUGUCACCCUGACUGACAUCGGAGAAGAAGCUGCGAACAAACUCGCCGGCCUCUUAAAACUAUCUAGCGACUCUCUAGCAUUGAUCAAGAGCCAUAGUAUUCUAGAGGCUCUUUCCUUUCCGAAGAUGCAUCAAAGGUACGAGGCGGUCGGAAAGGCACACUCGGAAACCUUCGACUGGAUCUUCCAGGAUAAUCCGGAGAGAAGCCCAAAAGCUCUACAAGGAAAGAUACUCUUCACAAACUGGUUGAGUUCCGGGAAAGGGGUUUUCCACAUUGCUGGUAAACCUGGGUCGGGAAAGUCGACUCUCAUGAAAUUUAUAUACAAACAUAAGAAAACAAAGGAUUUGUUAAAUUCAUGGGCAGCUGGCCGAAAACUCAUUCAAGGCAAGCACUUCUUCUGGCGACCCGGAGAAGAUAAUUUAGAGCACUCGAUCGUUGGGUUGUUGCAAACACUUCUUUGCGACGUUCUUGAAGAAUGCCCCAAACUUGUUCCUCUCACCUUUCCCAAACAAUGGGCUGCAAUCAAGGAUCUUCCGCAUCCAAUUCUAGCGAAGAUUCGCUUUGAUUGGGAGGAUAUUCAUGAAGCUUUUGAUCGACUGAUAGACAACCGCGAUCUUUUCGAAACCCGAUGUUUCUUCUUCAUGAUUGACGGCCUCGAUGAAUACCAAGAAACGCGCGACGAAGGGUAUAAGCAACUCAUCAGGUUGAUCUUGAAUUGGACCGAAAAAGCGCCCGAUCAAAUCAAAGUGUGUGUCUCGAGCCGGGAACAUACUGUGUUUUUGGACCAUUUCUCCGAAACACAGGGCCUGAGAUUGCAAAGCUUAACCUCGGAAGACAUAUACAAAUACGUUCAAGAAAAGCUUGAGUCCAAUCGAAACUUCCGCGAAAUGAAAAAUCCGCAAGGUGACGCAGAUAGAUUGAUCACUAAAGUCACACGGAAGGCCGAGGGGGUUUUCCUCUGGGUUGCCUUGGUGGUGAAAUUGUUGGAUGACGCCUGCGAUGACGAAGAUAGCUUUGAGGAGCUUGAACAAAAAAUUGACUUGCUCCCCCCCGAACUCAAAGGUUUAUUUGAUGAGUUGUUCAGCUCCAUUCAUGAAUCGGAUCGGGAUAAGUCAGCUCAAACAUUCGCUAUUGCACUCAAACUUCUGAAGAAUAAGCACGGCAUGCGAUUUUCUCUCCUACGAUACUCCCUUCUAGAUAACUACAACGUCGACCCUCUAUUCGCCUCAAAUCUCAACUCCUCAAACCAGACUUUCCUGGAUUGGGAUGAUGUGGCUAUUGAAAAACGACUAAAAAGGGCUCGUAAACAGUUAUAUAAACGAUGUAAAGGACUCCUAGAAGUUGUGCAGUCCGAUGUGGAUCCCUUAUCUAAUGACAGAGAGAAAUUUCCUCUUCACACCAAGACCGAAAAAUUUUAUGAGUGUUUCAAGUUCACACCCCUUUCACAACGCAUUUCACUUAUUCAUCGGUCUGUCCAGGAGUACUUGGAAGAAAAACAUAUUUCAGAUGACCGAGCCGCCAGGACCAAGAACUUCGAUGCUGUCCACGCAAUUUGCCAAACUUACGUGGCUGAGUUGACUGCUCUCAAACUGGAAAAACCUGACCUUGAUGAUAAGUCUUACUGCUGUGAACUACUAGAUAUCAUCCGUAUAUUUUUAGAAGCGGGCCUAGAUGCUGUGCGGAAAGGAUGGAUCGCUACCCUCCAAAAUUUGGACAGAGCAAGACUUCGACAUUCCAAUCAAUACGAGCUUGGUUUUAUCCCUCUCUCACCACAUAGUACGGAAUUCGGGAUAUCCAUUAAUAAUGUGUUCUCUGUUGCUCAUAUUGCAGCUUGUCAUGGACUUGACACAUUCUUCACAACGUGGGAGGACCCCUGCAAUUCUAUCUUGGACAAGGACAUCAAGAAUGGGAGCCUUGCCUUAUCCAUCGUCACCGGGCUAAGAGGGUAUGCUUUCGAUCCAAACCCUAAGAGAUACAUAACAAUUUUCCGUUGGUUAUUCGACCACGGAUGCUCUCCAAACCAGGCUGUUCUCCAAUGCUACGGCGGCAGUCUAUGGUGGGUCCUUCUUAACGUGCUGUACAUUGACAAUGGACCCCUGAUAAUAUUCAAUGUACUCGAAUUAUUUCUGGAGUAUGGUGCAAAUCCUGAUUUCUCAUUCGCUAUCGAAGAAGUCGUUCAGGAAGACAGAAAAGAAUCAAGGGUAAAGAUUACACCACCGGCGGCUGUAGGAACUUCGACUACAACUUCGUUCAUCUUCCUCAUUGAUGAAUAUUUUGACUGGGACACGAAACUCUACCAAAUAGUGUCUUCUAGAGGUGGAAAAGCUACGUUGCGGGAAUAUAUCGAGGACAUGAGACUGCCAAAUGUGGAGGCUCUUCUUGUCCUCAUCGAUAGAAACAUGAAUGCUCAGCAGCUAGAUCCACAGACCCUGGCCCAUCCCCAAGACGUUCUACCCAAAAUUCUCCCUCCCGAACAAGAAACAGACAUAGAAGCGUUAGUGGAGGGGCCAGCCGAUGAAGAAGACUCAAAAUCCGGUGAUAAGAAGAUAGAGAUCAUCACAGCGAAACACGCAGGGACAGAGACGACCACAUGUCUCAAGCGGUUGAUAAACAGUCCUUUAGCCACGUUCAUUCUUGGCAUAUUCUUCUCCUACUGUUUCUUUAAAUUGUAUGGAUAGAGGGCACCUUAAAGGGUAUACUUGCGGUCCUCAGGCUCUGACGGAAGACAUGAUUCCUUAUGAUGUGCAUAGACUUGUGAAUAGAAAUUUUUGAGAUUUGAGAUUUAAUGUAAGGUCUAUUCAGUUGAGACCCAAAAUGCAUUACCCACGUAGGUACCUCUUUGGAGAUGGUUACGAUAGGCAUACAUCAAGGAUCGUAAGGCCCCACUGCUCUUCUCCCAGUCAAUAAUUCAGCGUUACCGUCUUCCUUAACGAGGUAGAUAUCUUCGUGACGAACUCCGAAUUUCCCUUCUAGAUAGAUACCAGGUUCAUUU